GUUAUUUACGUACAUUAACAACAUAAUGUAUUUUAGAGGCAGCUGAAGACAAUUCCUCUUCACUCAGUGUGGUUCAGGCAAGCCAAAGACUGGACCAACCCACUCCAAUGGCUGCUUGGAAGAGAGCUUAGCCUCCGCUUCCCUUCUGCCCAAGGUCUCCGCUGGGAGGCAACUUCCUGGCCACACGUGGCAUUAGGCAGGCAGGGCUGGGCCAUUUUUGGGCCUUUUGAACAGGGCAGGGAGUAUGGCUGAGCUACGGCUUCCCCAAACCAGAGUAAACAUUUCACGUUCCCACGCCUGAAGGCCUCCCGUGGCCUGGGCCUGCCCAAAUCUCAGGGAAGCUGCUUUCCCUUCCAUUGGUGCCAAAUCCGCUUGUGUUCUCGUGAGUGCUUCCCCUUUGGGAGCCUGGGGCAGCUGAAGGGCGAAGAUGCCCGGGAGGCCAGCGGCGCCUGCCUUCCCACCUCUGCCUUGGAGGGAAUCAUUAACCAGGGCAGCUGGGGGGGGGGGCAGGAAGCCGCAGCUGCCCUGGGAGGCCCGAGCUCUCCCUUUGGCCUGGUUCAGCUUCCCCAGCCGGCUUCCCCCUCUUCUACCACCCCCCCCGCCCAUCAGGAGAGAGGCAGCGUUCCCCGCGCCAGUGCCGGAAAAGGCCGGAGCCGCCGCUGACCUCCGCGGCUGCCGUCCUGCAUUUCUGGCAUUUCGGCCACGGCCAGGAGCCUUCUGGCUGCCUCCGCCGGCGCAGGGCGGCUGUUUCGCGGGAGGGGCUGGGGAUGAAGACGGGGCGGGCUCUGCGCCCAACCGAGGCCACCUUUCCCGAUCCGAAGCCGCUCCCCAGACGGCGCCCACGAGUCUUGCCCAGCCCGCGCGGGAGGGGAAGGGGCGGCAGGCCGGAGCGGGCUCGUUUCGCUCUCGGCGGGCAGGACGCCGCUUCCCUGGCCCGCUAGCAACCGCCCCGGAGGCCGUCCCAGCGGAAGGGCGGGCUCCCGUCCCGCUCAUUCCGCUGACAGAGGGCUCCGGGGCGGUGCCGAGAGCGUCCCUUCUGCCGGCCGCCCCGCCUGUCCCGCUCGCUUCGGCUGCGCAGAAGGGAGCGCCCCUUUCCACUCGCGCCGGACGGUCGGCCGGCUCGGCUCAGUCCCGGCCGGAUCCUCCCGCGGGCCGCGCUUGGCUCUGCCGCGAUGAGAAGCCGGGAGGCGCAGCCUUGAAGGCGACAGGUACCACAAAGGCAUCUGCCAUGGAAGCUGACGGUGAAGGGGAAAUGGAACUCCUGAGCAGCAGCAUUGCAGCCUAUGCACAUAUCCGAGAUAACCUGGAGAGUGUGGGCCUCUACUUCGUGCUGGGUGUCUGCUUUGGUCUGGUGCUGACGCUCUGCCUGCUGGUCAUUCACAUCUCAUGGCACCCUCAAGCCAUCCCCCCCAAGCACCAAAAGAGCCUGCAGGACUUGAGUGAGGACGAGGAGGAGGAGGAAGAAGAGGAGGAGGAGGAGGAGGAGGAGGAGGAGGAGGAAGAAGAUACAAGCAACCAUGCACUUUCUGUCCCCACCUUAGCCAUGACAGAGCUGCCCCUGGUAUCCCCCAGCACCCCUGAUGAAACCCUCACAAUCAGUGUCUUUGCUUCGGCUGAGGAACUGGAACGUGCCCAGCGUCUGGAGGAGCGUGAGAGGGUCCUCAGAGAAAUUUGGCGUAAUGGGCAACCAGACAUUCUAGGAACCGGGACUGGGACCAUCGGGAGAGUCCACUACUAUUGAUCGACCUCUUCUUUCAUGCCUAAGCUGAGUAGGCACUCCUUGAGGCACUGCAGCAAUCACAGACCUUGAACUAAGAGGGAUAAUGGCGGAUGGGAAGGGAGAGGUCUUCCCCAGUGUAUGUGAUUGACUGUGAGCAUCACACACAGCCAGUGGGAGCCUCAAGGAUCAAUUGGGCAGGACUGUGACAGGGACACUAAGAGGACCACGCCUAGGUACCAACUUCUCUGACCUUGUGGGGGUGGGGAGGGAGUCUGUUAUGGGUUCUGAAAAGUUCUUACAGCAUCCCCUAAUGGAUCUGGAAGGGAGGAGGCUUCAGGGACUUUGGGCCUGCUCUGUGGAAGGAUACAAGACCUUCAGGGUUAAAACCUCCAACAGCUGAAGAAACUGCGCUCAGUAUGAACAGCCCAUCCCAAUCUUAGCUGACCUGCUUGUCCUGGGCUGGCGCUGUGCCCAGGCAUGUGCUCUGCACCCACUCUUUCUUUCCCCAGUUGGUGGGCAGGCUCUUCUCCCAACUUGCCAAGCCAUGGGAAAUUCCCCCCCCCCCCACACACAAUUCCUUAUCUGAAGUACUGUAUCUUAGGCUACUCUCCUACAACAUGGUGACUCUCCUGGAAUUUGCUGUGAAAUUUCUUGUUUUCUAAAAAGGGGUUCAGCACUGGGGGAUAGGGGAGUCUGAUGAGUCCACCAGUGGCCUCUCAUGGACUGAAGCUGGGGCCGGCAGAGAAGGGCUGCAGAGAGUCCUGUGCCUAGUGCCCAGGUGCUUUGUUCUGUUAGUUCCUCACUGAAUGCAGCGGUUAACUGGUAGCAGAUACUCAAUUUAGUGUGUAAAACUGCCUUAUCUUUUAUAAAACAGUAUUAUU
Molecule: messenger RNA, 2601 nt
Organism: Crotalus tigris (Tiger rattlesnake)
Lineage: Eukaryota; Metazoa; Chordata; Lepidosauria; Squamata; Viperidae
Gene: EVA1B
Product: eva-1 homolog B
Exons: 3
Coding region: 428-1741 (437 amino acids)
Source: RefSeq, a predicted model, not a curated record